GUUGAGAAUUGUUAACCCCUUCAUCCACUGUUUAGUAAUUCCCACCUCUUAAAAAAUACGUGGGGCCGUGGGACAAGGUCUUUUUUUCCUUUCCGCCCCACGUCUCCUUCUGCUCCUCUUCCCCCCAACUCUUCAGCUUGUGAUCAGCUGCAGACCUGUUUACGUUAUAAAUUAGUAUAAUACUGGUAAGCAAACUAAACCAGACCUCAAUCCAAUGGGGCUGGAAGACCUCGAACCCAUCUUUGGCGAAGCAAAAGCGCAGUGGUCGGCCCCGAGCUCGCCCCCGCUGCGGUCGUUUCUCUUCCGAGUAUAUGCUUCCAGCCCUUCUUAUCUUAGAGUUCAAGUGACUGAUUUCCAUUCCAACACUUUUGAGGCGGUCCGAUCCAUCGAACAGCUUGAGGACCUGAGGGAUAUGGUUGGAAUUGGGGGAUCGUGGUCCGAAUUUAUAGAUUAUCUAUUUACUUCCUUAAAAUCUGGUGAUGUUAAGCUUCUGGAGGGAGAGUCAAUAUCACACGGUGCUCCAUAUGCAAAAUUGACUGCUCAGAAAUCAAAAGGGUUGCCACUAAUCUCUAUAUCCCUUACUAGACUAGAAGAUGCUGCUGCUAAAGAGGCUAUGGCUAGUCUUUCCCUGGAUCUUUUUAAAGCAUUCAAAAGCAUGCAUAAUCUUCUUAUACAUGAGCAAGAGCAGUGUUGUCAGCUGACGAAAGUAAUAUCAGCUGAACAGGAAAAGAAUGAAACUAUCCAGACGCAACUUGAUGCAGUGCUAUAUUCAAACAGGCAGAAGUCGCAGAAGAUGAAUGACAAAUCAAACCCUGGUGCUAUGUUGGCUACUGGUGUGCAGGAAUCUCCAGACAAGUUGGCUGCUCAAAAUAAGGCCUCAAGUAAAGUCGCCAAGCGUGUUGUACCGGCAUAUCGCAGGGCAAAAGUGAGAGGAGUUCUUUUGCAGGAUACUGACGAUACCUAGGAUAACUAGAAUGUAUUUGGCACCGUCUUUACACUCGCAUGAAAGAUAUGUAGCGUGAAAUGUACAGGCAAAGGACUGUUGUGAGUUUGGUUUGUAACUCACCCGUCAGACACUACGACGACAGGUAAUUGUAAUUGUAGGCAUACACAAGAUGUAGGUCUUGUUUUGUUACCCUUGAAAGAAAAAUGUAUCAGUAUAGAGUGAUGAGAUUUGUGGCCAUCUAUUAUUUUAAUUGAUAACCUGGAGACCCCAAGAUCCUAUUUUACCC
Molecule: messenger RNA, 1232 nt
Organism: Rhododendron vialii
Lineage: Eukaryota; Viridiplantae; Streptophyta; Magnoliopsida; Ericales; Ericaceae
Exons: 8
Coding region: 215-964 (249 amino acids)
Source: RefSeq, a predicted model, not a curated record